AUGUCGACUACUGCUACCAUCACUCAACAGGCUGAGCGCAUUGUGCCGCUCAAUGUCGAGGCCAACAAGUACCCAGAGCCUCUCAAGGCAUCGGGAGCCCUUGACAAGUUCAAAUUUGAAGAGUCAACCCCCGUCAUCGGACGCGAAUAUCCCAAAGUCAAUCUCGUCGACGACAUCAUUAACGCACCCAACGCCGAUGAACUAAUCCGCGAUCUCGCCAUCACCAUCUCCCAACGCGGCGUCGUCUUCUUCCGCGCCCAGGACAACCUCACAGACGAACAGCACAAGCAGCUCGUCCACCGUCUCGGCCAACUAACCAACAAGCCGAAAGACUCAACUCUCCACAUCCACCCUCUUCUCAACAGCACCAAUGAAUUCGGUGUAGACGACAAUGAGAUCAGCGUUAUUUCAUCAAACGUGGAGUUCUUCCAGGAUAGAAUCAAAGAUCGUGAUGAUCGAAAGCAGGGCGCUGCAAGCUGGCACAGCGAUAUCCAAUUCGAGCAGUAUCCCGCUGACUACACGAGUCUGCGACUCACAAAACUCCCCGCCGGAGGUGGCGAUACCCUCUGGGCUUCGGGAUAUGAAUUAUAUGAUCGAUUUAGCGAUCCCUACAGGAAGUUCUUUGAGGGCUUGACGGCUACCUUUUCUGGCGAAGGGUUCUUGAGGGCGCGAGAUGCGAGACCGGAUCAUUACCAGGUUUACGAGGAACCGAGAGGAAAUCCCGCCAAUGUCGGUGAUGAGCUCAAGGCCAUUCAUCCCGUGGUUCGAACAAACCCAGUUACGGGAUGGAAGUCGAUCUUUGCGAUUGGAAACUUCCCCAAGCGCAUUAAUGAGCUGAGCGAGCGCGAGAGCAGAGAGAUCUUGGAGUCACUCUACAAGAGGAUUGAGCAGAACCAUGAUCUGCAAGUUCGCUUCAGAUGGAGAAGUCCCAACGAUAUUGCAUUCUGGGAUAACCGCAGUGCAUUCCACAGCGCGACGAAUGAUUAUGAUGGUCUUGGUGAGCGCACGGGUCACAGGGCUGUGGGCAUUGGCGAGAAGCCUUACCUUGAUCCCAACAGCCUUUCGAGGACCGAGGCAUUGAAGAGAGCUUAG
Molecule: messenger RNA, 1092 nt
Organism: Fusarium proliferatum ET1
Lineage: Eukaryota; Fungi; Ascomycota; Sordariomycetes; Hypocreales; Nectriaceae
Exons: 3
Coding region: 1-1092 (363 amino acids)
Cellular component (GO): cytoplasm
Molecular function (GO): 2-oxoglutarate-dependent dioxygenase activity
Source: RefSeq, a predicted model, not a curated record